Messenger RNA from Plasmodium gonderi, 2730 nucleotides. Its product is annotated as protein kinase. Gene Ontology annotation, biological process: protein phosphorylation; mitotic DNA damage checkpoint signaling. NCBI's taxonomy places the organism in Eukaryota, Apicomplexa, Aconoidasida, Haemosporida, Plasmodiidae. Gene Ontology annotation, molecular function: protein serine/threonine kinase activity; ATP binding. The record is from RefSeq and is a predicted model, not a curated record. The coding region runs from base 1 to 2730 and encodes 909 amino acids. Gene Ontology annotation, cellular component: nucleus. The transcript has a single exon.
AUGAAAUUAUUUUCAUAUAUAAUUUAUAGUUCUGUACUAUAUAACAUAACCACAGUGAUAGAAGUUUUUCAUUACUCAUUUGUGAAUCUUUUUGAUGAUGGCCUCACGUUUUUAAGCACAUUUAAAAGGAACACUAUUCCAUCGGAAAGCGCAAAAUGGGAUGACCCUCCUGAUUCUAUCAGUAUUGCUGACAAAACCCAAUGGGGUCAAUUUCGCCACGCACAUUUGCUUCAUCUGUUUGUUUUGAAAAACUGUCUACCCUCCCCCAGGUGUAAUUCUUACACAUUUUAUGUCAAUCCAGUAGAAAAGGAAGAAAAGGAAAUUGCAGAAAAUUUCCAAAUUUUUUCAACAUUCUUUCAAAACAUUCCAGGAAUUUUCAAAAAGUUGUGUCAAUUUUUUUCCACUGCAUAUUUUUUUUCUCCUCAUUUUUUCUGCAGUGAUGUUUACAUACUUUUAAAAAAAACGUGGAGGUAUAUUUAUUUAUUACAUGAGAAGAGUGUAUCGGUUACUUCUACUUCUGAGUCUUGUUUUACACCUGGCAUAAUAAGAGAUAAGGAAAAAUUCGCUUUUUCUUUCGCUCGCGCCUGCGAUUCUCAAUUCGAAGUUCAGAAGCAAAAGCAACAUGGAGAAGAGAGAGAAACAAAAUUGACGUGGCAAGACAACCGAGGUACACCUGGUGGGGGAAGGGAAGAAAAUAUAUUCCAGCAUCCAAAGGAGAUACAAACAUUAGGACAGAAUCUGCUGAACGAUAAGUACUACUUGACAAAGAAGAUAAAGGAUGUGUUCCGGAGAACAGGAUUCAGCAAACAGAGCGAACUAGAUGUGAUAUACAUUCCUCGUGUAGUUGUAAAACAAGAAAAUAGAAGUAAUGAAAAAUGCACACAAUGUGUAGUAAAUACAGUGCAUUCCCUUUAUGCACUAAAAUUAAGACAUGAUGUAGUUGCUGAGAGGUAUACAAAAUCGAUUCAUGGGAUAGAACCGUCAGAUGUGCAGAUUUACUAUGAUUAUGAAAAAAUGGUACAGAGGGGGGAGAAGAUUACUGAAAAUUUACGUGAUAUUAAUAUGAGUAACAGAAUUGGUAGAAGCAAAGAGAGAGAUGAAGAAGAAGAAGAAGAAGAAGACGUAAAAGAAGAGUUCUUCUCUUUCAUGCGAUGGCUAAGAGGGCCAUACAAAAUGAUCGACUUUGUGAAGAGAUUAUAUAUAACAUAUUUGGGAAAGGAAGAAGAAAUUUUCACAGAAGUAGAACCUGAUGCGGGAAAAAGCGUAAGGAGACAUGAACCAAAGAAAUUAAACUAUACUAUGAAGGGGAAAAUGGGUAGCGGAUCUUUUGGAGAAAUAUGGUAUGCAAUAGACAUGAAAAAAGAAGCAUCUUUUAAAAAUGUGGUUUUGAAAAAGAUAUUAAUUCAUAAAAAUGAAAAAACUUCAGAAGCAAAUGCAAUGAGAGAAAUAUAUUUUGGUGAAUUGCUAAAGAAUUGUGAAAACAUAAGUAGAUUCAUUGAAUUUUUUACAGAAUAUGAAAUGUCAGAAGAGAACGGAGAACAGAAAUAUGUAUGGUUAGUAUUUGCAAAUGAAGGAUAUUCCUUAUCGGAUCAUAUAUUUCAUGUAGAUGAAAAUAACGCAAGUGGGAUGCUAACACCAAGUAAUUUAUGGUGGAGUAUAAAAAAACAAAAUAUAGGCAUGCUAGUAUUAAAAGACAUAAUUCAACAAAUUUUAAAUGGAAUACAUAUAGCACAUCAGAAAAAUAUCACACAUAGAGAUUUAAAAAUGGAAAAUAUUUUCCUAUCUGCUAGUACACCUUUUACUGUUCGUGUUGGUGAUUGGGGAAGUGCAGUGAAAUUUGGAAAUGAUGAAUUUUUAUUUACUCCUUCAGAAAAUGAAGAAACAGAAGGAUACCAACCUCCUGAAUCGUUAUUUGGGCAUAUGAGAAGAAAUUUUAUGAGAUUACCAUAUUAUGAUAUGUGGAGUAUUGGUAUCAUAUUCUUACAGUUAGUAUUGGGUACUAAAAAUCCAUUAGAAGUUAAAAAUAAAAGAAAUAUAAUAAAAUUACAAAAAUUUUAUGCAAAAUAUUCAACUCCAGAUGCAUUAAAAGAAGCAAUAUUUUUGCAAAGUUUAUCAGAGCUCUGUUUACUCCCAUGGAAUAAAUCAUCCGAUGAAUUGAUACUUUUAAAAAAGAAAAAGUAUCCCUAUUCAUCCAUAUAUAAAAAUAACAAAAUUCUUAAUAUUAUUAGCCUUUCUCUUACCACAAACUUGAUUAAUUUAAAGAAGCACAGAUGUAGCAGUUUCAUGUUGGAGGAGUUUUCCACUGCACGCCAUUCGUUAAUUUCCGUAAUUCCGAAUGCAUCUCCUAUUUGUAAGGAUGCCAAUUGUUUAGAAGCCUACAAUGACAGCUUAAAAAAUUCUGUGAAAUAUGGUUACCAAUCUGGUGAAGUUGUAUAUGGGCAUUUGAUAAGUGCCAAUUUGCACCUCAGAGACAAGCAAAAAAGGAAAUUCACAGAUGUAGGUGCAGACACAGCAGUAGACGUAGGGACAGACACGGAUAAGCAUAUAUUUUUGAACAAUUCAUGUGAUGAUGAGAAAUUCCAGAAGAUUCUACAGGAUAGAGAUCCCUCGGGGGUAGGUCUUCCAAAUGCAAAUGCAAGAAAUUUACUCAGACGUCUGCUUACGUUUGAUUAUGCCACUAGGAUAAGUGCUGAGGAGGCUCUCAGGCAUCCCUGGUUCUUCGAACCCUAG